Tachysurus vachellii is the source of this 3541-nucleotide messenger RNA. It is a transcript of the gene pik3r3b, whose product is annotated as phosphoinositide-3-kinase, regulatory subunit 3b (gamma). Gene Ontology annotation, molecular function: 1-phosphatidylinositol-3-kinase regulator activity; protein binding. The transcript has 16 exons. Lineage: Eukaryota; Metazoa; Chordata; Actinopteri; Siluriformes; Bagridae. The coding region runs from base 708 to 2924 and encodes 738 amino acids. Gene Ontology annotation, biological process: insulin receptor signaling pathway; phosphatidylinositol phosphate biosynthetic process. Gene Ontology annotation, cellular component: phosphatidylinositol 3-kinase complex. The record is from RefSeq and is a predicted model, not a curated record.
CUGGGCGUCUCUCACCAAGCCACGCUCACUUAUGGAGGCGAAUGAAGCGUGCGCUGUCAUUACUGUGACCUUACAGCCGCGCUCUUUUGUGGGAUUAUUCGCGUUUAGACUCGGACGGCUUUGUGCCGAGCCCGAAAGACGGUUGCUGAGUAAUUUUUGUAGACUGCCAAGUGAUGUGAUAUGGAGUGGACUUUGGAUUGAUGGACAGGAUCUACUCAUGUGUGUCUGUUUGUAGGGCCACAUCUGACACCAGUCUGAGAGGACAAUUUAAUAAAUGUUGCUUUACCGUCUGGCGGCUGUCGCCAGCUCUGCAGGACCUACGGACCUCCAUGCUGCAGGUCUCUUCUCUGUGCCCAAAUCAGCGCUUCCACCCUUGUUCCCGUACACCCCUCCUUGGCACUGUCUGUUAAUGAGACUGGAGCUUUUACUGAAUUCUUACUGUGUCCAUAGUGUUCUUCACACGCCUGCAUACGUAUUACACAUCACCACAGACUACAAGUGUCCCUUGGACGAAUUCAGGAAGUGUGUUUUAGUGGCCUCCUCUCCUUCCUCUACGAGGAAAUAAUCCAAAUGUCGAUCAUUUCUCAGGACAUCCCAAAACACUAAUUCAGGACUUUUUUUAAAAAAAAAAUAUAAAUUAUUAUUCUUUCUAAAUAAACAAUCCAAAUCCAGAAAAAAAAAAAACCAUCUUUUAAAGUGCAUGCACAAUGAGCUCAGACAGUUUUCAGUACUGUGCACUGUAUGAGUACAAGCGAGAGAGAGGAGAUGACAUCUCUCUGCAGCCUGGAGAUCUCCUUACUGUCAGCAAGCUAGCGGUUCUGACCCCAGAGUACCAGGAAGGAGAUGAGAAGAACCCUUCAGGCUGGCUCCAUGGCACAAAUGAGCGCACUAUGGAGAAAGGUGACUUCCCGGGGACUUUCGUGGAAUACGUUGGGGUUGUGCAUUUGGGCCUGCCUGCAGGAAAACCCUGGCCUAGACCUGUUCCCCCAACCCCUGGAGGACAUCAGACACCUGUAGGACCUCAGCCACCAGGAGCCUGCAUUUCAGGGGGCUGUGGGUUGGGGGAUUCUCUGGAGCAGUGUACCGUUCCGGACCAGGCUCCAGCCGUGGUGCUCAGGCUCACUGAAGCGCUGGAGAGACCGGGCUGGGAAAAUGAGCCUCUCUACAUAACCCAAUUAGCUCCCAGUGCACCACUCGACCUACAACAGGCUCUGGAUACAGACCCCGCUGCAGUGGAGUGCGAGCAGUAUGACUUGGCCGUGUUGGCUGAUACUCUCAGGGCUUACCUGCAGGAGCUGCCAUGUCCCAUCAUCCCAUCUGUGCUCUACAGUGAGCUGGUCUACACUGCUCAGGAAAUAGAAAGUUUGGAGGAUUGUGGUCAGCAGAUAAGGAGGAUCCUGGACUCGCCCAGUAUGCCACAGUCGAACCACCAGCUCCUGGUCUAUCUGACCCAUCACCUCAGCAAAGUGGCUCAGAGCGGAGGAGCCGCUCAGGCCAGCGCCAGGUUUCUGGCUCAAGCCUAUAUCGAGCCUGUCUUUAAACACAGCCAUUACAGUGCGGAUGUGAACCCUGAUCAUCACGUGAAGAUUCUGGAAGCCCUCAUCAUUGUGGGAGGCCUGACUGAGAUUCAAGCUGCUCCAGCUCUUCCUCCCAAGCCGGCCAAACCCAUGACUCCUGUGAACAGUAACGGUGUGAAGGAGGCUGCAAGCUCAUUGCAGGAAGCUGAAUGGUACUGGGGAGACAUAUCAAGGGAAGAGGUGAACGACAAACUGCGAGACAUGCCAGACGGAACCUUCCUGGUGCGGGAUGCCUCAACUAAAAUGCAGGGAGACUACACGCUAACUUUAAGGAAAGGCGGCAACAAUAAGCUAAUAAAGAUCUACCAUCGCGACGGAAAAUAUGGAUUCUCAGACCCGCUUACAUUCGGUUCGGUGGUGGAGCUCAUCAGUCACUACAGACACGAGUCUCUGGCUCAGUACAACACGAAACUGGACGUCAAGCUCAUGUAUCCCAUCUCUCGCUACCAGCAGGAUCAGCUGGUGAAAGAAGACAACAUCGAUGCUGUAGGGAAGAAACUCCAGGAAUAUCACAAUCAAUAUCAGGAAAAGAGCAAAGAAUAUGACCGACUGUAUGAUGAAUACACAAAGACUUCGCAGGAGAUUCAGAUGAAGCGCACCGCAAUAGAAGCCUUCAACGAGACCAUCAAGAUAUUCGAAGAGCAAUGUCACACACAGGAGCGCUACAGCAAGGAAUAUAUCGAGCGCUUCCGCAGAGAGGGCAACGACAAAGAGAUCGAAAGGAUAAUGAUGAACUACGCCAAACUCAAAUCACGACUUGGGGAGAUCCACGAAAGCAAAAUCCGCCUGGAGCAGGACCUGAAGACACAAGCUCUGGACAACAGGGAGACAGACAAAAAGAUGAAUAGCUUAAAGCCAGACCUUAUCCAGCUAAGAAAAAUCCGAGAUCAGUAUCUUGUCUGGCUAAAUCACAAAGGCGUACGUCAGAAACGAAUAAAUGACUGGCUGGGCAUCAAAAACGAGAACACAGAUGAUACUUACUUUGUGAGUGAAGAGGACGAGAACCUGCCACACUAUGAUGAGAAGAGUUGGUUUGUUGGGGAUCUGAACCGCACACAGGCUGAGGAUCUUCUUCUGGGAAAGCCAGACGGAGCCUUCCUCAUCCGGGAGAGCAGCAAGAAGGGCUGUUACGCCUGCUCUGUAGUUGUGGAUGGAGAAGUGAAGCACUGUGUGAUCUACAGCACGCCGCGUGGUUUCGGCUUCGCUGAGCCAUACAACCUGUACAGCACUCUGAAAGACCUUGUUCUGCACUAUCACCAGACCUCGCUGGUCCAGCACAACGACUCGCUCAACGUGCGCUUGGCCUACCCCGUCUACGCACAGAUGCCCUCAGGCCCCCGCAGAUGAGGCCCUGCCCACUCCAACACACACAAAACAAUAUACAACACAACAAACACUUGCUGCAACACACACACAUAUACACACACAUAUACACACACACGUCAGCCACCUUCGGAGUUCUAUAUUUUUACUAGAACAAUUUGGAGGGCAUUCUUUCUAAAGACUGCUUGAUUUGCACAAGGAAGUUUUAAAUGUUUGUGAAUGUGAAAAAAAAAAAGACAGAAGGAAGCAGAAGAGGCGAGUUUCAGGUGACCCACGCUGCUACCUAAACUCCAGCUGGGACUUUUUUCAUGCUUCAUGAUUUAAAGCUUUUUUUUUCUUCUUCUUCUUCUUCUCCUUUAUUCUUUGUCAUUGUCAUUCAUUUGUACAUUUUUUUCUUAUCCCAGUGUCCCAACCUCCUUUACUCAGUGUAAGGCAGGAAAAUAUAUAUGUUUAUUUCUUCAUUCUCUCUGUCUCUCUGUCUCUCUCUCUCUCUCUCUCUCUCUCUCUGUCUCUCCCCUUUUUCUCUCAUUGUGUGUAUGCUGAAAAGGCAAAUGUAUGUAGCAAACAGACGCCUGACACUUUCCAGAGUGUUUCUCACAGUAACUGCUGCUGAACAGGGGAUUGUGGGAGGGAAUGGAACA